AUGUCAGCUGGCUCGUUUGCUGAAAAUUAUAUAAAUGGAGAAGAAUUGGUGCGUGUCUUUCCACGUGAAGAAGUGAAUGCAUACAGAAAGAGAGUGGUACAGCUUCUAUUAGAUAAAGGAGGUCAGAGAAGUUGGCAGAAUAGUUUGUGUCGAAUUUGUGGUAGUGAAAUUGGUCCAAAAACUAGAAAAAAUCAAAAAAAAGAUAAAUGGAUAAAAUGUGAUAUUUGCAUUCCGAAUCGAUGGUAUCAUAUGGGAUGCAUUGUUUUUAGAAAUGAAACUUUAUUUUGUUGUGAAAAAAUUUAUAUAUAAAUGUAACAAUAAGUGAAACUUUACAAACUGCA
This is a messenger RNA of Hydra vulgaris (swiftwater hydra), 341 nucleotides long. The record is from RefSeq and is a predicted model, not a curated record. Lineage: Eukaryota; Metazoa; Cnidaria; Hydrozoa; Anthoathecata; Hydridae.